CUCUCGCUCUGGCAUUUCGGUCCCCGAUUUUCAUCAACGAGGCCUAUCCAGGUAUAUAAGAUCUAUGCUUUAACGUAUUGCACUAGUUCAGCAGUGCGGCUAAAAAGAACAGACCUUUUGAGUGGCGUAAUUUCUGUUGUAAUAUUACGAUAUCAGAUGAUCGAUGGUGCAUAAAUUACGUUUGAUUUGACAUUCGUCAUGGACACGGAGAAUGCGACGAGAGUGGGACUUGGACGAUUAAGGAAGAGAGCACGCGAGAGGGAAGUAGACAAAGAUGGGCAUAUUGCUAGUCAUCACGUGACGAAUGAAAUAUCGCAGGAAAAUAUAGUACGAAAGAAACGUAUGAAAAAAAAAACGAAAAAACAAGAAAAUUCUACGGAAACGACAGAUUUAUCGAAACGACUGAAAGAAGCGUGUAACAAGGGCAUCAACGACAAAGACGUACCAAGAGUCGAUGGUGAUGAUGCAGACGAUAGAGACGUCAAAGCCCCCAAAAAACCAUCCAAGAGGCAACUCAAAAAGGAAAAGGCUGUUAAAGUGGCGAUUCAGAAGAAGCAGACUAGUAGAAUGAAUGCCAUGCAAAAGGCGUUGAAUUAUGUAUCUAUGUGGAAACAUUCCAGAAGCGAAUGGAAAUUCGAGAAACUCAAACAAAUUUGGCUAAUGGAUAACUUGCUGGACAACGAUUCAAUUUCUGAUGCCACUUUCCCUAUUGUUCUCGAAUAUUUCGAAGGUUGCAAAGGCAUAGCGCGAGAGGUGCUUCUGAAAAAGGGAAUGGAUGUUAUGAGAAAAGCUGAAGAAGCGGAAAACGAAAGUAACAGAAUCGAGAUUAUGGAGUCGACCGCUUAUAAGAGAGCUAGGCAACUUUUACAAGCUUUGCCCUCGGAUAGGUAAUUUUCAAUUUGAGCAUCUCAUUGAAUGGAAUUGGACAACAAUCUCAUUCGAACGAUCACUUUGUUUCAAAGAAGAAAUUUCUAAAUUUCUCUUGCUGAUAACGUGAAUCGAUGUAACGUUAGGCUGCAAUCUUGCGCUAAUCAAAUUAAAGAAGAAACGAAAAGAUACUUGAAACGUUUCAAUAAACUCUUUUAAUUAAGCUGUCGCGUGAAUGUAUUCAUUGUAUGCUGAACGAUUAUCUUGACCAAGAAAAUAUUGCAACCGA
Messenger RNA from Ooceraea biroi (clonal raider ant), 1156 nucleotides. RefSeq lists its product as uncharacterized. The record is from RefSeq and is a predicted model, not a curated record. Lineage: Eukaryota; Metazoa; Arthropoda; Insecta; Hymenoptera; Formicidae.